GAGGUGGAGGAGGAGGAGGGGAAGGGGGGUUGCAGAACAAGCGAUGGAUGAGGAAAACAUGACGAAAACCGAGGAGCAGCAACCUCUGAGUUUGCAAAAAGCCUUACAGCAGUGCGAGUUGGUCCAAAACAUGAUCGACUUGAGCAUCUCCAACCUGGAAGGGCUUAGGACCAAAUGUGCUACCUCCAACGACCUCACACAAAAAGAAAUCCGGACCCUGGAGAGCAAACUGGUGAAGUACUUCAGCCGGCAGCUGUCCUGCAAAAAGAAAGUGGCCCUGCAGGAGCGCAACGCGGAGCUGGAUGGCUUCCCCCAGCUCCGGCACUGGUUCCGGAUCGUCGACGUGCGCAAGGAAGUCCUGGAGGAAAUCUCCCCAGGGCAGCUGAGCCUGGAGGACCUCCUGGAGAUGACGGAUGAGCAGGUUUGUGAGACGGUGGAGAAGUACGGAGCCAACCAGGAGGAGUGUGCCCGCCUCAAUGCCUCCCUCUCCUGCCUCAGGAAUGUGCAUAUGUCAGGAGGCAACCUUUCCAAACAAGACUGGACCAUCCAGUGGCCCACUACGGAGACGGGGAAGGAGAACAAUCCCGUGUGUCCACCAGAGCCCACCCCGUGGAUCCGCACCCACCUCUCCCAGAGUCCCAGAGUCCAGUCCAAGUGUGUCCAGCAUUACUGUCACACCAGCCCCGCGCUGGGGGCCCCUGUGUACACCCACGUGGACAGACUCACCGUGGACCCCUACCCAGGCCUGUGCCCGCCCCUGGAGUCGGGCCACCGGUCCCUGCCCCCGUCACCCCGGCAGCGGCACACAGUCCGCACCCCACCGCGCACCCCAAAUAUCGUCACCACGGUGACCCCGCCAGGCACGCCGCCCGUGAGGAGGAAGAACAAGCUGAAACCCCCGGGUACCCCGCCGCCCUCCUCUCGAAAGCUCAUCCACUUGAUCCCAGGGUUCACGGCCCUGCACCGGAGCAAAUCCCACGAGUUCCAGCUGGGUCACCGCGCGGACGAGGCCCACACGCCCAAAGCCAAGAAGAAGAGCAAACCCUUGAACCUCAAGAUCCACAGCAGCGUGGGCAGCUGCGAGAACAUCCCUUCCCAGCAGCGCUCGCCGCUCCUGUCCGAGCGCUCCCUGCGCUCCUUCUUCGUGGGACACGCGCCUUUUCUGCCCUCCACCCCGCCCGUCCACAGCGAGGCCAACUUCUCCGCAAACACACUGUCAGUGCCACGCUGGUCUCCACAGAUCCCUCGCAGAGACCUCGGCAACUCCAUCAAGCACAGGUUUUCCACCAAGUACUGGAUGUCUCAAACGUGCACAGUGUGUGGGAAAGGGAUGCUUUUUGGCCUCAAGUGUAAAAACUGCAAGUUAAAGUGCCACAACAAAUGCACCAAAGAAGCCCCGCCCUGCCAUCUCCUGAUCAUCCACCGGGGAGACCCAGCAAGGUUAGUCCGGACAGAGUCAGUCCCAUGUGACAUCAACAACCCUGUUCGGAAGCCACCCCGGUAUUCGGACCUGCACAUCAGCCAGACGCUCCCCAAAACCAACAAAAUCAACAAGGACCACAUCCCUGUCCCUUACCAGCCAGACUCCAGCAGCAACCCCUCAUCCACGACAUCCUCCACGCCCUCCUCACCAGCACCCCCACUCCCUCCCAGUGCCACACCGCCUUCGCCCCUCCACCCUUCGCCUCAGUGCACCAGGCAGCAGCAGAACUUCAACCUGCCAGCAUCCCACUACUACAAAUACAAGCAGCAAUUCAUCUUCCCAGAUGUGGUGCCGGUGCCAGAGACGCCGACCCGGGCGCCCCAGGUCAUCCUGCAUCCGGUGACCUCGAAUCCAAUCUUGGAAGGAAAUCCAUUACUUCAAAUUGAAGUGGAGCCAACCUCGGAGAAUGAAGAGGGCCACGAUGAAGCCGAGGAGUCAGAGGAUGACUUCGAGGAGAUGAACCUGUCCCUCCUCUCGGCCCGGAGCUUCCCCCGCAAGGCGAGCCAGACCAGCAUCUUCCUGCAGGAGUGGGACAUCCCCUUCGAGCAGCUGGAGGUCGGAGAGCUCAUCGGAAAGGGCCGCUUCGGGCAGGUGUACCACGGCCGCUGGCACGGGGAGGUGGCCAUCCGGCUGAUCGACAUUGAGAGGGACAACGAGGACCAGCUGAAGGCCUUCAAGCGGGAGGUGAUGGCCUACAGGCAGACGCGGCACGAGAAUGUGGUGCUUUUCAUGGGCGCCUGCAUGAGUCCACCCCACCUGGCCAUCAUCACCAGCCUCUGUAAGGGACGGACACUCUACUCUGUGGUGAGGGAUGCCAAGAUUGUGCUGGACGUCAAUAAAACCAGGCAGAUUGCACAAGAAAUUGUGAAGGGCAUGGGCUACCUGCACGCCAAGGGGAUACUUCACAAGGACCUCAAAUCAAAGAAUGUCUUCUAUGACAACGGCAAAGUGGUCAUCACAGACUUUGGGCUCUUCAGCAUUUCCGGGGUGCUGCAAGCUGGCAGGAGAGAGGACAAACUGCGCAUCCAGAAUGGCUGGCUGUGCCACCUGGCACCAGAGAUCAUCCGCCAGCUGUCCCCUGACACAGAGGAGGACAAGCUUCCUUUCUCCAAGCACUCUGACGUCUUUGCCCUUGGCACAAUCUGGUACGAACUCCAUGCCAGGGAGUGGCCUUUCAAGACCCAACCAGCAGAGGCCAUAAUCUGGCAGAUGGGCACCGGGAUGAAACCCAAUCUCAGCCAGAUCGGCAUGGGAAAAGAAAUCUCGGACAUCCUUCUCUUCUGCUGGGCCUUUGAACAAGAAGAGAGGCCCACCUUCACCAAGCUCAUGGACAUGCUGGAGAAACUGCCAAAGCGAAACCGUCGCCUGUCUCACCCGGGACAUUUCUGGAAGUCUGCAGAGCUGUGACCGUGGGACAGUCGGAUGGCGCUCAGCCGCCUCAGCUCCGAAUCACCUCUCCUUCCCUGCUCUGCCCUCUGCCAGCUCAGGAGGCCAGAGGCUCACCUCAGAGGGUCCCGACCCGGCCAGCCUGGGGGCGCUGCACACUCGCGCGGGGGCUGCCCUGCUCGCAACCCAGACUUGCGCCCUUUUUCUCAGGCAGGGUCAGGAACCCCGAGCUAGGACUGAACUGGAUCAGCCAGGAGGAUAUCGCAAGAUUAAUGCGUGAGGCCCAGGGCUUACCGUGUAGUCAAGAGUAAUGCAGGCUGAGAGUGGUGCCCCAGGCUCUGCGGAUGAGGGCGGAGACCUUGUGGGUAGGAACCUAGGAGUUUCUCUGUGCGCAUGCGUCACCGUGUGGCCCAGGCUCUGCUCUCUUUCCGCCUGGAAAAGUGGUAUCCAGACUGCCCCAGGUGUGCAGUGUCCCUGGCUGCUUUUGUCACUGUGGGAAGGAAUCAGAGCCAGCACCAGCCCUGUCCAGGCUUCUUGGUCAAGGUGGGAAAGAAGGGUUGGCUAAAGCUUCUUCCUUUGGAAACAUCUGUUUUCAGAGGCCCCAGCCCAAGGCCACAGAGGUUUAUGGCACCUUUGCAUAUAGUUCCAGAAGGCAGCGGAAGAGUUCUGCAUGUCUUUUGAGCUCUGAGUCUCUCAGGGGUAGUAGUUUCUGGGUUCCGCCUUUGCCUUCCGUUCCACAAAAGUGUCAUCCUGUCUCAUCCGACCCUCCUUUUGCCAUGUGAAAGGCACAGUGGCUUCCAAGCCAGAACGACCUGGGGUUUCCCUACGGGUCCAUCAUUCCUGACACGCCCUGAAGUCUGGGCUCCAAGGCCUAGAGCUCUGGGGAAGGAAGCGCAGUUUGUUCCUUCCCCUCCCGCUCUGUGCUGACAUCGUGGAGUUGCUCCACCCACAGUGAUGGAUCUGGGUCCCUGGGAUGUCACACACUGGGAUCCAGGGUUGUACACGUGAAGGACCUCUCCUCCUCUCACCCUUCGGGAGUCCUUUGAGGAGGUGAAGAAGGAUAGCUGUUUGUAGCAUUGCAUUUUCCGUGCUAGCCUGGUUCUGAGUCUCCAAGUGGCCUCCCCAUCUGAAGCCUGUGCCCCCUUGCCUGUCUGUGUUUGCCCAGUGUCCCUCCUCUCCCUCCUUCUGUUUAUGUGCUGGGCUGGUGGCUUUCUCGAGGGUUCUACCAUCGUGCUGUGUAAAGGAUGCUGUAAGCAGAUUGGAUGUGGCACGUGGGUCCAUUUCCCGAAACCCUGACCCCACUGAUCCACCCCCAAGCAGAGCAGCUGGCAGGAUGCCCAGGGUCGGCCCACUCCCCCUCUGGACUUCUGGGUGUCAUGGGCCUUGGUCAUCGUAUAGCUGGCACCUUCUGCAGGCAUCUCCCUCCCAGAGAGAAGAGCUGAGGCUUCAAAACCCUGCCUGUGCUGAGGCUCAAAAUUCAACCGGACAUACAAGUAGGGAUCUUCCCCACCUUGGGUGGCCCGGACUGGUCCAUGCUCUGGGGACCUGCCUGCUUCCAAGCCAGAAAGGAUGAUGAGAAAAGUCACAUUUCCUAAGAGCUGGACUCCAGGGAGACCCCCAUACUUCCCCAAGGUGCUUCAUUGCCUUUCUAACUAUGAUCCCACCUGUCUGACACCAGGGGACUCAAAACCCCAUGUGGGCAGUUUGUAAAUGGACAUUCUUCUUCUUCUAGGGACAUUUGUACAUCUCUGUGACCCUCAGCUUUGUAUUAGUGUGUCUUGAAGGCAUUUUACAUAUACUUUCAGGGGCCCCAGAGCUCUGGUGUUUCUGGGAACAGCUCUUGCAGGCCAUGUCUCCCCAUCAAACAAGCUCCCCUAUGGAUCAACCUUGAGCUGGGCCUGGGCCUUCCUUGGCUCUGCCCGAUGCCUACUGAGUGUCUGAAAUCCAGCUGCUGACUUCUCUUUCAUCACACCAGGAUACCAUGGGUCCACAGAUCAGUCUUUGAGAGGAAGCAGAAAAGGGAAGCAGUAGCCAGUGUUCAGCUACUCUGAAGCUGAAUUGCCCACAAGGGCUUGAACUUCCUCUCUGCCCCUCUUGUUUCCACCUUCUGGGCCACAGUGGCCAACCACAGCCUUUGGCAGGGCCCUGAGAGGUGACAUUUCCAUGUGUUCAUGAGCACCUCUUCAGGAUUAGGGACGGGAGUGGGUGACCCAGGGAGAAACCCCAUCCUGACCUUUUCUUCUUGGAGCUUCUCUGCUUUGUAGACCAGAGUUCCUUGGGUCUGUCCCUGGGUCCCAUAUCACCUCUUCUGGACUUCUUGCUCUUUCUUCUCCUUCUGUGCUCUGCCCCCACCUGCCAAGAUCUUUACUGCAGUCCUGGGGGCAUCUGGGCAUCCUCCUGGACCCCCUCUCCAACCCCAACUGCAUCACCAUAGCCUGUUGGUGGCCCCUUUACUCUGUACAUUUUUAAAUCCUGGGAAAACAAAGCCACUCUCUUCCCUGCUGGCCUCAGUGUAUGCAUGGGAUGGGGAGAGGGCCAUCCUUUGCAAGGAAAAGAAGAGAGCGCGCUAUAAAUUUUUCCAUCCUAGCUGCUAACCUGUCCUGUAGCUCAAAUCUAUACAGUCCACCUGGCAAAGGUGUGUGUGUGUGUGUUUACUGACACAAGUCACCCGCUUGACAGUGAGUUGUUUCCGUCUGUGCCUUGAGUUCCACAAAUCCCUCUUUAGACAGGCUGCCUAAGACAGCUGAUCUGCUGGGUAAGAUUCCCCUGAAGCCCUUGAGCCCCGAGAGAAACAUUUCUUUUCUUCCUAGGAUAUGUGUAGAUUUACACGCUGCAUUCCACCCAUUCCUCUAGGCCACAGGUCUUUCCCAAAACAAAAAACCCUCUUUUGGGAUAUUCCGCAUUCUCCCCAUCCCGAGCCAAACUGGAAACCAAAUCACCACUUAGAUGGGUCUUUUUCUGGUUUUCCUCUUACUGGUCAAAGAGGAAAACAUCUGAUCUUGCCAUCAGGUUCCCUCUUCUUUCUUACUACACCCACCUUGGCCCCUUCCACCAGUGGAAGCCCUCGAUUGGCAUCAGCAGUCAGAUCCCUGAAUCCAAUAAACUUGGUCCUUCCCCUUCCCCAGCUCCAACCUGUGAUCAUACACCACGCACCCCAAGCACACGCGAACCCAGACUCCCUGCAUUUCCCAAGCGCUGCCCCCACCAUCAGAGGCAUGUGGAGGAAAGGGCCAAACUUAGCCCCAGAUGAUCACUAUCUUGACAAAUCCAGAGCUGAGAUUCACAAAUUACAUCCCCAGGACCACACCAAGCCGACCAAAUCGUUUUUUUUACCUAUAUUGAAUUGGGGUGAAAACUCAGAAGAAGACUAUCUCUUGACAUGGGGAAGUCCUAUGAAAUUCAAAGUUCAUGUCCGCCCUUGGAACCGCACUGAGACAUGCCUGUUUGUUUGCAUGGUCUCCAUGGUUGCUUUGCGUUACAAUGAUGGAGCUAUUCGCAGCAGAGACAAGACAGUUAAAAUAUUUGUAAUCUGGGCCUUGACUCUCUUUGCCAGCCUCUGAUAGAGAAGACUUACAGGAGAAUAAAUUCACUUGUGUACGGCUCCCAGAGGAGGGACAGAAGUGAGGGAGAGGACUGUCUCACAGUCCAAAGGUACAGGGGACUCCCGGGGAGGUAACAGCGCCCUUCCUGGGACAGGUGCCGAUGUUGACCACAUGGCAUGUUUGCUAGGCAGGGAUUCAAGCCCCUGAGGCUGCAUGAACUAGUUGGUCUUUAAGACCCCACUGCUUUGCUCAGGCUGCCAUGAUAAUGUACCACACACUAAGUGCUUGAAACAACGGAAAUUUCCUUCACACAGCUCUUGAGGCCGGAAGUUCAACAUCAAGGUGUCAGGGUUGCUUCCAUGGGAGGUCGCUCUGCUUGGCUUCAGUGUUCUCAGGGAACUUCACAUCCAUGGUAUCUCAUCCUACAAGGAUUCCACCUUUACAUAGGGUGAAGGACCCAGUCCUUUGGCCUAAUUUAAUCUCACUGAACUCUUUAAAGGCUCUCCUCCAAAUACAGUACCCUGAGGGAUCAGGACCUAUGAGCACGUGGCUAAACACAUUUCAGGCCCUUACAAUACCACUUGGGAUUUCUAAGGAUCUGAGGGUUAUUUUUGUGUUUUGUUUUGUUUUGUUCACUACUGGGAAUUGAACCCCGGGCCUUUACACU
Molecule: messenger RNA, 7078 nt
Organism: Fukomys damarensis (Damara mole-rat)
Lineage: Eukaryota; Metazoa; Chordata; Mammalia; Rodentia; Bathyergidae
Gene: Ksr2
Product: kinase suppressor of ras 2
Exons: 20
Coding region: 44-2890 (948 amino acids)
Biological process (GO): protein phosphorylation
Molecular function (GO): ATP binding; protein kinase activity
Source: RefSeq, a predicted model, not a curated record